ACUCAUGGGUAGCUCGUGUUUUGCAGCUUUCUCCCUGCACUGUAGUCGAGUCUUGGGGAAAGGUGCAUUUUGCUCGUAAAAUGGCUAGUAUUCAAGCAGAAUCGUCUACUGAAGAACGAUGUAACAGACUCGAUAUUAGUGAUGAGCAGCUUAAGAGGCGUAUGCUGAUGGCUGUUCCAAAGAAAGGGAGGCUCUAUGAUCAGUGUAUUAGACUGCUGGAAAGAGCUGGAAUAAAGUAUCACAAGAAAACACGCUUGGAUUUGGCUUUGUGUACCUCCCUCAACAUGGCUCUUGUCUUUCUCCCAGCUGCAGACAUCGCUCUUUAUGUCAGUCAAGGAAGAAUUGACUUGGGGAUCACAGGACAGGAUGUUGUGGCAGAAAGUGGAGGAGAAGUUCAUGAACUUUUGAAGCUUGGUUUUGGCAAGUGUAAACUUGCAGUGCAGGCAACCACUACGUCAAGCAUUACAAGUGCAGAGGAACUUGUUGGAAAAAGGAUAGUCACAUCAUUUCCAAAUGUAGCAAGGAAGUACUUUGCUCAAUUUGAUCCUGACAACAAAACAAGAAUAAAUUAUGUCAGUGGAUCUGUUGAGGUUGCUUGCAGCCUUGGAGUUGCUGAUGGCAUUGUUGAUCUUGUUGAAACAGGGGACACUAUGCGAGCAGCAGGUUUAGAAGUGGUAGCUGACAUUUUGGAGACAGAGGCUGUGCUCAUUGCAAACCCUAACACUGACUUCCAGGAUGUCAUUAAGACGGUUAAGUCAAGAAUUGAAGGCAUCAUCAAUGCAAACAAGUAUGUGAUGGUUGAGUACAAUGUAGAAAGGACAAACCUUCUAAAGGCACUGAAAAUAACUCCUGGAAAGAGGUCUGCUACACUUGCUCCUUUGGAUAAUGAAGAUUGGGUAGCAGUUCAAGCCAUGAUUCUUCAACAAGAGGAGAAUCAGACACUAGAUAAACUACAAGAAAUUGCUCAUGAUAUUGUGACAUUCAACAUACAGAACUGCCGAGUUUGAUGAUGGGAUGAUUUAGCUAUCAUGAGAACAAUAGCUUCAAACAAUUAACAUUAAAAUGUUGGAUAAUCAAAUGUGUACCAUUCCAGAGAUAACAUUUUGAUGCAAAGCAGUAUUUUCCUUUUUCCAAGUUAUAUUAAUAGCCUUAGAAGUGUAGGUGUACUUUUAAUAAGUGUAGUAUUUAAAACGUUAUCAAAAUACUAGUUAUUUAAUUUGUCCUUAACUUAACUAAAAAGCGUCUUUAAAGAACCAAAAUAUUUAUACUUGACACCCUCAGUUCUUACUAUAAAUAAUUUUAAUUUAAUAAGUAAUCUACUGAGAUGUACCUUCUUUUAAAAAGUCAAAGAAACUUCUGUCAAAACGUUUUUACAAGUUUCAUUUGAAAAGGACCCUUUGGGUAGUGCUAAAGACUGUUGAGAAUGACACAUACUGUAAUACUAUAAAACAGACACCAGCAAGAACCAGUAAUAUAUUUUUUCCAGGUUACCCUAAAAAGGUUCUUGUAUGUACUUUUUAUGUAUAUGUCCUGUCUACUGAGAAUUUAGGCUAUUUAGAUUCUUAAAAAUAAAUAGGUUGUAAGUUGUUCUUUUUAGAAGAGAAGGGGCUUGCCACUUGUACUGAUUCAAAUAGGUGUUGUCCUUUUCCAGCUUGCCCUUCAGACAAGCAGCUCUCAAAUUCUGCUUGCCCUGAGCAAGUCUUAGUUUA
Orbicella faveolata is the source of this 1709-nucleotide messenger RNA. RefSeq lists its product as uncharacterized. NCBI's taxonomy places the organism in Eukaryota, Metazoa, Cnidaria, Anthozoa, Scleractinia, Merulinidae. Gene Ontology annotation, molecular function: magnesium ion binding; ATP phosphoribosyltransferase activity. Gene Ontology annotation, biological process: L-histidine biosynthetic process. Gene Ontology annotation, cellular component: cytoplasm. The record is from RefSeq and is a predicted model, not a curated record.